This is a messenger RNA of Lagopus muta (rock ptarmigan), 1703 nucleotides long. RefSeq lists its product as uncharacterized. The coding region runs from base 737 to 1438 and encodes 233 amino acids. NCBI's taxonomy places the organism in Eukaryota, Metazoa, Chordata, Aves, Galliformes, Phasianidae. The record is from RefSeq and is a predicted model, not a curated record. The transcript is spliced from 2 exons.
GGGCCUCGGUGCGGGGGCAUGGAGGGGCGCUCGGGGGAGGAGCUGGCGGUGCUGCCGGCACGCAGAGGCGAUGCGUGCGGCGCCGGCGAGUGGUGCGGGGUCGGGGGGCAGCUUCCUCUCAGGGAAGGCCGUGCGAGUGCGGAGCUUUGUUGGUGUUUCGGGCGUGUGAAGGAGGAGGCCCCGUAGGGCCUAGUUGUGGCCACAAAGCCCGGGCGGGCAGUGGAGCAAGGCGCCCGGGUGCUGUGUUGGCCGGAGGGCACGGAGCUGGAAGAAGGUUUGUGAAGAUGUGCUUCCUGUGGACGUCCGUUGUCGGGACGAGGCAGGGCUGCAGUUGUGUGUGAUUGUGUUUGUUGCUUGGGAGAAGUGCUGCCUUAGUAGGCUGGGGAGGAUGGAGAGGGAGAUUUUCAGACUGGCAUCAGUCAGGAGCGCGGCACGUUUCUGCGUGCUUUGCUCAUGCUGUUGUGUGGGUCCCCGCGAAGCAUGGGUGAGCCAGGGUGGCCCCGUGUGUGUGUGCCAGCAUUGUGCGCGGGUUUGGAAUGGAGUCAGAGUGAUUGUAAUGACAAUGCAGCUGGCGGUAUUUCUGGUAGGGAAUGGUUGAAUCCCCAGCCGUGAGGCGCAAGAAGAGGCGCUGGAUGCUAAGGUGGAAAGCGGAGCUUGUGUGUGCCAGGAGGCAGGCGUGGUGAGGUGCGCUUUGGAGCCUGCUGUUGUUGGCGCUGGGCUCGGGAGGCCCCUGAACAUGGCGCUGUGUGCUGCGUGUGCCAGCCCCAAGAGAUUCCCGUGUGGAAGAAGGGAGAGGAUGAAGGAGGCCGAGGGCCCUUUUCUCGGGGCCGGCUCCUCUGUGGCCUCUUGCUUGCCGGAGAGAAGGGCUGCCCGCUGGGCACAGGGGGUGCCUUCUAGCUGCCGUCCCGUGCCCUGUCCUGCAGCCCCCUCCUCAUGCUAUGUGGAACGCCAUGGCCAGCAGUGCGGCUGCCAUUUUAGAACCUUCGCCGCAUCACAGCCGUCACCUUGGUCACCGCUGCCCCGGCCAACGCACUCGCCUCUGAGAGCUCUGGCAGCCAUGUCAGGAGCAAAGAGAGCGAGGGGCGAAGCUUGCCCAAUUUCCAAUAGGAAGGGAGAGCUGGGGGCCCCAGAAGCGAAGAGGAGGAGGGGGGCCGCCUUGAAGAUCAAGCGGAGGAGGAAGGAAAAGAGAGUGCGUUUCCAUCGCGCCUGGACCAGCGCUGUGACCACCUCCGUGGAGCCCAUGGAGGUGGAUCCACCUCCGGAUGAGCCCAUGGAGGUGGAUCCACCUCCGGAUGAGCCCAUGGAGGUGGAUCCGCCUGCGGCACAGCUGGCCUGGCACCACACCACCGUGCCAGGCCCCGCAUCGGCGCCGUCCCACCGCCGCUGGUCCAGGCGCUCGGCUCCCUACCCGCUGCGCGGCCCCCGCCCCCAGCAUUAGCUGGGUGGCAUUAGUUUCCAUCAGCUCCUCCUCUGGAGCCAAUUCUGCGGGCCCCCAGCUCCAUCUUCACCCUGUUAUGUCCCCGUCCCUGUUUUUCUUGUUGAUUUUAGUGUUAAGUUUAGUGUUAGUGUUAGGAGUAGGUUAUUGUUCAUGUUUUAGAGUUAGGCAUAGGUUACUCGUAGUCUUUUAGUGUUAGGCAUAGGUUCCUGUUCUUCUGUUCGAGUUAGGCAUAGCUUACUCGUAGUCUUUUAGUGUUAGGCAUAGG